This is a messenger RNA of Podarcis raffonei (Aeolian wall lizard), 2548 nucleotides long. RefSeq names its product cytochrome P450 2W1-like. Lineage: Eukaryota; Metazoa; Chordata; Lepidosauria; Squamata; Lacertidae. The record is from RefSeq and is a predicted model, not a curated record. Gene Ontology annotation, cellular component: intracellular membrane-bounded organelle; cytoplasm. The transcript has 12 exons. Gene Ontology annotation, molecular function: heme binding; iron ion binding; oxidoreductase activity, acting on paired donors, with incorporation or reduction of molecular oxygen, reduced flavin or flavoprotein as one donor, and incorporation of one atom of oxygen. Gene Ontology annotation, biological process: xenobiotic metabolic process. Bases 516 to 2270 code for a protein of 584 amino acids.
AAGCGUCCAAUUUUUACAGUCUUAUUUCUUUCUGUAGACCACAAGACAAAAGCUGUGUGGGCAUAUUGGAAGCUAAAGCCCACUGUCAAGAGAAUAGCUAUGCAAAUGGCUUCUCCUGCCUCUCUCACACUGUAGAAAAGGCGGCUUUUCCAUAAUGAUGUUGCUGAUUGUUGGACGCUUUUACUUGUAAAGAAAAGAAAAAUCCUGUUUUUCAAGAUGCAACUCUCUUCCAGUGAAGAGUAGUAUGCUUGCUAGAGGCAGCCAGGAUGCCAUGAUGAGCCCGAGGGUUGGAAAGGCUGCAAGGAGCGUGACCCCACACAGUGCCACAGGCAAGACUCUUGGCUACCACAGGUUCCAAAAUUAGGAAUAUGGCUUUCUUGCUACAAGAGCAGAGAUGAUUCCUGAUACAAAGAGGAUUGUUAAACAUUGUUUCACCAGUUUCUUCAGUCCUCUACCCCCAAAGUCACAUUACAGUGUUGAAGAGAGGCAAAUAUAAUUUAACCCACAAUGGCAAUAUGAGAAGCAGCUGGAAGAGGAGAAGUGUGCAGAGGGCAGAGAAACAAGGAUGCUGUGGUUUCGUAAAGGCAGUUGGCCUAACCAUCAAGCUCUGUGAUGCUGUCAAGACGAGAGCUUCUAGAGGACCACCCACAUCUCCUGGCCUGGGAAUUCAUUCCCCUUUUGAGGCAUUAUUUUUCACACUCCAUUUGCAUCUCAACUCGAGCAAGCUUCGCUCCAAUUCCCCUUCCCUGCAUCAUGGCCUUUGCCUCAACAUGGCUCUGUGGACCUUAGUCCUCCUUGACCCAGUCUCAGUUUUCUUGCUGCUUGCGCUGAUCUUCCUAAUGACAUUCUGGUUUCUGAGCAGCAGCCAUGGGAAACCACCUCUGCCCCUGCCUCCAGGUCCUCGUCCGCUCCCAGUCAUUGGCAAUUUGAAUUUGAUAGAUAUCAGAAGACAAGAUUUAUCAUAUAUGAAGCUUUCAGAAAAAUAUGGCCCAGUCUUCACGGUCUAUUUAGGUUUCCAGAAGUUUUUGGUGCUGACUGGCUAUGAGGCUGUGAAAGAGGCGCUUACGAGCAAAGGCAAUGAAUUCAUCAACAGGCCUCCACUCCCAAUAUUCCGGCAGAUGCAGAAUGGACACGGUGUAAUUUUUGCUGAUGGGGAACUUUGGAAAGCCACACGUCGAUUCACCUUGGCGAGCUUGCGGGAUCUCGGGAUGGGGAAAAAACGGAUAGAAGGAAAGAUUCAAGAAGAGCUGCAAAUCCUGGUUGAGCUGAUCAAGUCUUUUAAAGGUGAACCCUUUCCGCUGAAGACAUUAACUUUAGCUGCAACAAACGUCGCCUAUGGCAUAGUGUUUGGAGACAGGUUUGACUAUGCCGACGAGACUUUUCUCACUCUGUUAAAACACAUUGAUGAAAUGGUGGUCCGCCUGGGAGAACCACAGCUGCAGGUAUAUAAUGUCUACCCGUUCCUUGGGUUCCUUUUAAAACCCCACAAGAUUAUCUUGGACACAAUGGAAAAGAUCCGUGUCAUUCUGAGGGAAUACCUUGCAGCAGGCAAGAAGCGUAUCAAUGAGAACCUCUUACAAAACUACUACGACUAUAUGCUAACCAAGCAACAGUCAGAGGAAAGGAGCAAAGACAGGAACUUGUUCCAUGAUUCCAACAUUGUGGCAGCCGUCUUUGACCUGGUCCUGGCAGGAACAGAGACUACAGGCACCACGCUGCAGUGGGCUAUCCUGCUGAUGAUGAAAUACCCCCAUAUUCAACGGCAGGCACGAGAGGAAAUCGAAAGGGUCAUUGGGCUGGAACGUCUGCCCACCUGUGAAGACAGGAAGCAGCUGCCCUUCAACAACGCCAUAGUCCACGAGGUGCAGAGGUUUGCCAGUAUCCUGCAGCAGUUUCCCCGCUGCACCGCUGUGGACACUUGCUUCCGUGGCUACUUCAUUCCCAAGGGCACACCCGUGAUCCCCUCUCUCACCUCGGUGCUGUAUGACAAGACCCAGUGGGAAACCCCCACCCAGUUUAACCCCAACCACUUUCUGGAUGCCGAGGGGAACUUUGUGAAGAAGGACGCCUUCCUGCCCUUCACUAUAGGCCGUAGGAAUUGUCCCGGAGAAAGCCUGGCUUUGAUGGAGAUCUUCUUGUUCUUUGUUGGGUUGCUCCAAAGGUUUACGUUUUGUCCUCCUCCUGGAAAGACCGUUUCAGAUUUGGACCUCACCCCCGAAGUCACCUUCACACUGAGGCCCCAAGCUUACUCUACCUGUGCUGUGCACUAAAAGGAGAACAUCUUGUCCCAGUGGAAGUGUUCUUUUGUCUCAUUUGCCCAGGUGAAUGUUCAGAUUACAAUAUGCACAUCUGCUAGAUUACAAUAUGCACAUCUGCUAGUUAGUGCAUGAAGAUGCUAAGGACUACAGAGUUACCAUAUAUUGCUAGAUAGAGAGGGAGGAAGUGAAGCCUUUCUACUUCCUUUCUCUGUGUAUGUGUGUGUACCAUGUAACGAGACAGACAGGUGUGAGCUUGCUCCCAAGCUUACAGCACAUGCUUAGAAUUAUAU